GUAAUUUUCUCCUCCCUUUUCUUCUUUUCCGUCUCUCUCCGUGUCCCUCCCCCUUCUUCUGAACAUUUCGCCGACCAGUCCCUUCUUUGUCGAUACAUACACACACUUCACUAUUCAUAUAUAAACAAACACUUGACAUAUUCACAUACUUCUCUUUUCCUAAAAACUACUUUUAAUUCCGUUGAUCUCUCUCUCUCUCUGGAUCCUUCUCCAACACCGUCACACUCUGUUGUGGAUAGAUGCCAGUUGCAAAACUCCGCAUAGGUGGUACUUCAGAUGCAAUGAAAGCAGAUGAGGUGAACGAUUCACUUGAUACUUUCAUUAGACAAGCUAUGGGAAAGGAACCUCUGCUUUCUUUCCCAAGAACGGGGGAAGGUCCUGUUCAAUGGAUUCAAUGGCUUAAUUCUUUAGAUCAGCCAGAUAUUACUGGAUGGCCUUUUUUGACACCUUCAAGAGUUCAGAUGCAGAAGUGUGAGAAAUGUUCCAGGGAAUUUUUUUCACCUAUUAAUCACAGAAGACAUAUACUUGUGCACCGCAGAUCCUUAAAUCUUGAUAAGGAGUCGCACAAAUACAGGGAUUUGUUGGCAGCGUUCUGGGACAAGCUCUCAGUGGAUGAGGUUAAGGAAGUUGUAUCAUUGCAAGAUAUUUCAUUAAAGGAAAUUGCUGGAUCUUCACUUGUUCAUGCCUUGGCAACAGCUUUGGGCAAACCUGGGUUUUGGACUCUUCCUCGUGGUUAUGUAAGGGCUGGUUCUAAGUUGUUGGAAGUCAUCCAAGCUAAACCUUUCAGGCCUCCAGUGACUUCCCAGGAGUUAUUUAGUAUCCUUGAAGAUGCUACUGAGAGAACAUUCUUAUGUGCUGGCACGGCUGACUCGGUGCAAAAAUAUGUUUUCGAUGGGGAAGCUUCCAAAAUUGGUUUUGACGCGAAGAAUCUGGUUGCUUGCACCAGCUUCCUUUUUGAACAGAAACUGGUAAAAGCAUGGGUUGCUGAAAAAGAUGCUGAAGCUUUGAGAUGCCAAAAGUUGCUUUUUGAGGAGGAAGAAGCUGCUCAAAAAAAGCAAGCUGAGCUAUUGGAAAGGAAAAAGGUGAAAAAGCUUCGACAGAAGGAACUGAAAGCAAAGGAGCAAUCAAUUGAGGAGAAAGGAAUUCUGGAGGCACCAGCUGAUUGUUUUGAGGUUCCAUUGGCAGAUGUCUCUAGCCUUCCACGGCCAUCUGAUUCCUAUUCUAAUAUUCCUGACGUAUCUCUGGACGUCUCCGCCUCUCUUGAAAUGGUUCAGUUCUCCAGCAAUGUAGAUACGAGCGUCGAAUCCCAAUUUGAUCUUUGUCACCAACACCUGGAUUCAGUUAAAGCUCAUAAUCUUGAACCCCGACCAGUGUCUGCCAAUAGUCGACGGCGUUUUGCCAAUUCCCAGUUGCAAGCACCAAAAUCGCAAAGGUCUGGGCGAAAUGGUGGUUUCCAUAACAAUCAAAAUCAUCAAGCAUUGAAAGCUGAACCUAUACAGAAGCACAAGGACAGUAGUACCCCUGUUAAUAGCAGUAUGAUAUGGACAAGAAAAGUUAGAGUUGAAAGUGAUGAUACUUCAAUACCGGAGGUGCAGAAAGAGGACAUAGAUCAGAAGCAGAGCAAAUCUGAAGUGAUAAUUGGUUCUAUAUCUGUUCCCGUGAAAGAUUGCAGCACUCAGCAGCAGGGAAGAGAUGAUUUUGGAAGCACAGAGCUUCGUAAAAAAUGCAAUGUUGUAGAGAAGCCAGCUAAGCAUGAUGCUCUUCAGAUUGGGUCAAAUAGAGCAGCUGCCAAGCUUUGGAGGCCUGUGAGGCAUACAGUUGGAAGACAAGAUCGUGAAGAAGAGGGUGUCAUGUCUUCAAAGUUUGAUGAUCGAACAUCAUUAAAUGAAAAUUGUUUACCGUUAUGUCCCGUGGACAGCUCUGGCAGUCAUAAGAAUUGUCAGGUUCCAGAUGGAAAUGCACAUCAAGGUUUGGGAUUUUCAAGUAUCGCUGCAAAAGCUUUUCUUGCUCAGAGAUGGAGGGAGGCCAUUGCUGGAGAUCAUGUCAGAUUAGUGCUUUCUCCUGACACUGAGUCUUCAGGGCGCCCGGAGGUGCCAAGUAGCAGUUCAGAAGCAACCCCAGCAUCAGAUUCUGGGGAACAUGGGGUUGUUUCCAGAGCUGACACUGAGCUGGCAAAAAAUGAAGUUCUUACUUCAUCUUCAAGUGGAAACAUUAAGGUCAAGUAUAGGCCAAAGCCCGAAAAGGGUGUUAAGACAAUGUACAUUCCCAAGCAAAAAAAAACAUCAUUUAGGAUAAAAGGCAACAUUGUUACUCAUACCUGAAUAUGCAGUUUCUAGCCAGUGCAGCAGAGGUUCCUUUUUACCAGCGGUCUUCUGUGAGAGAGUUAAAGAUAGGGUUUCUAGUGAAAAAUAGCUUGUAGUCCCAUCCUCUAGUUUGAGUCGUUAAGCAUUUUUGACUCGGGCUUUUGCGCCUAACAAUUUUGCCGUAACAAGUAUUUCCGCUCACCAGAUCUCCCAGACAAUGUAUGAAUACAAAUCAAUUUAUAAAAUUAUCCCAAAGAUUAGAGAGCAGCCAUUUUUGUC
Nicotiana attenuata is the source of this 2582-nucleotide messenger RNA. RefSeq lists its product as uncharacterized. The transcript is spliced from 10 exons. Lineage: Eukaryota; Viridiplantae; Streptophyta; Magnoliopsida; Solanales; Solanaceae. Bases 240 to 2321 code for a protein of 693 amino acids. The record is from RefSeq and is a predicted model, not a curated record.